AUGGGGUCGAGGGGUCCGAGAGUGCUCGACGCGGGCAUACGCGUCGCCGGCGGCAUCGCCAAGAAGCACUCGCUCGCCAGCAGCGCGGGGCAGAAGAAGAACGCCACCCACGGCGGCAUCCAGUUCCUCAAGUCCUACGGCCAGCACAUCCUGAAGAAUCCGAUGAUUGUCAACUCCAUCGUCGAGAAGGGCGGCGUCAAGUCCACGGACGUGGUGCUCGAGAUUGGCCCGGGCACCGGGAAUCUGACCAUGCGGCUGCUAGAGACUGCGAAGAAAGUCAUCGCCAUCGAGUUCGACCCGCGCAUGGUGCUUGAGCUGCAGAGGCGCGUGCAGGGCACGCCGCACCAGCAGAACCUCACCAUAAUCUCCGGCGACUUUCUCAAGGUUGACCUGCCCUACUUCGACGUGUGCGUGGCGAACGUGCCGUACCAGAUCUCGUCUCCGCUGGUGUUCAAGCUGCUCUCGCACAGACCGAUGUUCCGAGCCGCGACGCUGAUGUUCCAGCGCGAGUUCGCCAUGCGCCUGUGCGUCCAGCCCGGCGACCCGCUCUACUGCAGACUCUCGGUGAACACCCAGCUCCUGGCCCGAACGACGCACCUGCUCAAGGUUGGCAAGAACAACUUCAGGCCCCCGCCCAAGGUGGACUCCAGCGUCGUCCGCAUCGAACCGAGGCCCAUCAGCACGAUACCGUGCAACUUCAAGGAGUGGGACGGCCUGGUUCGCCUGUGCUUCGGCCGAAAGAACAAGACGCUCGGCGGAAUCUUUCGAACCAAGACGGUGCUCGAGCUGCUGGAGACAAACUACAAGACGUACAAGGCGUUGCAGUUGCACGACCCGAGUACUCCGGAGGGCGUGCGCAAACUGGUGGAGGAGGUGCUGGCGACGAACGGGCACGAGAACAUGCGCGCGAGCAAGAUGAGCCAGGAUGAUUUCCUCGUCCUCCUCGCCACCUUCAACGAGAAGGGCAUACACUUCGCGUAG
This is a messenger RNA of Micromonas commoda, 981 nucleotides long. RefSeq lists its product as hypothetical. Lineage: Eukaryota; Viridiplantae; Chlorophyta; Mamiellophyceae; Mamiellales; Mamiellaceae. Gene Ontology annotation, biological process: rRNA methylation. Gene Ontology annotation, molecular function: rRNA (adenine-N6,N6-)-dimethyltransferase activity. The transcript has 2 exons. Gene Ontology annotation, cellular component: mitochondrial matrix. Bases 1 to 981 code for a protein of 326 amino acids. The record is from RefSeq and is a predicted model, not a curated record.